CGCGUUCAACCAGUGCCGAGUCUAGAGGAUCUCCGUCUGCCAGGGUGACGAGUCCGACGCGCGCGCAAGGAGCAGGACGUAUAUCCGCCGCUUGACGACCCGAAAAACCCGCACUUUUCAUCCUUUUGCCGCUGGACUAACUCUCCUGGGGGUUUGGAUUAAUUAACCAAAAAAGGAAAAGAAAGAAAAAAAAUCCACUCGCUCUUUUUUUUUGGUGGCUUUUUCUUUUCGCUUUUUUUUUUCGCUUUAAAUUUGCGUUGGAAGACACAAAACUCGCCGGCAAGACAAUGGGAUCCCAGGCAUCCAAAGGAGAGGUGGCCAGUGAGGGGAACGCCGCUGCUGCUGAUGCUGCAGCUGUCAAAACCAACGGACAGGAGAAUGGACACGUGAAAACCAACGGCGACGUCUCCACAAAGCCUGACGGGGACGCCGCUGCCACCAACGGCUCAGCGGAGGCAGCCAAGGAGCCCGAAGCCGGCGCGGGAGGCGACGCCAUCGAGCCGGCGCCCGCUGCAGAUGGAGACGCCGCCAAGCCCGAGGGCGAGGCCGCAGCCAAGGAGACCCCCAAGAAGAAGAAGAAGAAGUUCUCCCUGAAGAAAUCCUUCAACUUCAAGCUGAACCUGAAGAAGAGCAAGAAGACCGAGGCCGUCAAGGAGGAAGCGGCGGCCACCGCCGCCGCCACCCCCUCCGAGGAAAAGCCCGCCGAGAACGGAGCCGCCGCUCCCGCGGAGGAGAAGAAGGAGGAGGAGGUGAAGGAGGAGGCUGCUGCUGCCGCCGCGGCUGAGGCCCCCAAGGCGGAGGAGGCCCCGGCUAAAGAGGAGGCCCCCAAGGAGGAGGCCAAGGAGGCAGCUGCUCCAGCCCCCGAGGCCACAAAACCAACAGAGGAGAGCAGCUCGACCCCCGCUCCUUCUGAAAAGAAAGAGUGAUUGUAUCUUUGGCUCACAAUGAACUGGGUGAACUGUUUUGCAAGAGAGAGAGAGAAAGAGAGAGAGAGACCGAGAGAGAGAGAGAGAGAAAAAAUUUAGAGUAUAUAUAUAUAUAUUUAUAUAUAUAUGUGUAUAUGUAUACAUAUGUAUAUGGAUAUAUGUAUAUGUAAAUAUAUACACAUGUAUGUGAGAGACUCCUUCGACGUGCCACUUUUUUCGUCAUGAUAACAAGAUGACAGACUAGAUUCACUAGAUCACUUCCCUGGUUACUGCUUGACAUCUGGGCCCGGACUGAGUCGGAGGCUGUGGGUUGGUCGGUCGGUCGCUAUGCGGAGAGCGGAUUUUCAGUGGCUAGAACGCGAGCUAUCGACACCAUGAAGUGCAGACGGAUGAAGGAUGACCGGAAGGAGGAGGGAAGGAGCCGAGGCGUCUUUUCCCCCCAAAAAUCUACCUACGAAGAUGCCUCCCUGCCUAAGGAACGAAGCGAGACGAGAUACUAGGACACCACCACCACUUUGAAAUGACUGUUAAUAAGAGAAAAAAAAAAAGAAAAAAUAUGAAAUCAGAAAAAUUAAGAGACUUGCCAACUUUUUACAUUCCUAUAUUUUAACCCAAAUUUGAAGUAUUUUGUGGUGUAUUAUAGAGAACCAUCUUAAAGAUUCAGAGAAGCUAUGUCUUUGUUUGUUUAAAGAGAAAAAAAAAGAUGAAUUUUGAUUUUUACCUUACUAUGAAAAAAAAAAAAAGAACACUUAAAAGCUUGCUAUGUUCACUGUUGCGGUUUGAUAUGAAGCAGACUUGUUUAUCUGUCGUGUGUGAGCCCGAAUCUGCUUUGUCUCUGUAAAUACAUUGGAAUCGAUUUUCUGUUCUUUAUUUUGCUAAUGUUAACAGAUGUUACUGGUUUUAUUGUAAAGUUGAUAAUGGUAAAUAAAUGUUGGUUACCUGCCA
Scophthalmus maximus (turbot) is the source of this 1871-nucleotide messenger RNA. It is a transcript of the gene marcksl1b, whose product is annotated as MARCKS-like 1b. NCBI's taxonomy places the organism in Eukaryota, Metazoa, Chordata, Actinopteri, Pleuronectiformes, Scophthalmidae. The record is from RefSeq and is a predicted model, not a curated record. Bases 288 to 926 code for a protein of 212 amino acids. Gene Ontology annotation, cellular component: plasma membrane; cytoplasm. Gene Ontology annotation, biological process: central nervous system development; actin filament organization. The transcript is spliced from 2 exons. Gene Ontology annotation, molecular function: calmodulin binding; actin filament binding.